This is a messenger RNA of Juglans regia (Persian walnut), 1391 nucleotides long. Its product is annotated as probable mitochondrial import inner membrane translocase subunit TIM21. Gene Ontology annotation, cellular component: TIM23 mitochondrial import inner membrane translocase complex; ribosome. The record is from RefSeq and is a predicted model, not a curated record. Lineage: Eukaryota; Viridiplantae; Streptophyta; Magnoliopsida; Fagales; Juglandaceae. Gene Ontology annotation, biological process: translation; protein import into mitochondrial matrix. Gene Ontology annotation, molecular function: structural constituent of ribosome. The transcript is spliced from 9 exons. Bases 92 to 1039 code for a protein of 315 amino acids.
UUAAGUUAGGGUAUUGACCCGUACCAUUGAGCCGGAGAGAUCCCCCGAGUGUCUGCCACCGGAGACGCUUUCAGUUUCAGCCUAUUUGAUCAUGGGAGCAUGUAAGUACAUGUCGGGGUUAUGGAGGAACAAGCAGUUAGAUGGGGUGAGGCUUCUGUUAGAAAUGAGGUUUUGGAAUUACGCCCAGAGUCGUUCAGUUUCGCAUGCUAUGCGGCCUUUGCAGAUUGAUGAGGCUCACCGGCUGGGCGACGAGGCCAAUCAGUUGCUUGUUCUAUUGAAGUCAGGUUGUGAAAGACAGCAUACUCUUCACACAAACGACAUGAUUAAGGACGUACUGCGAGCUAAUGGAAUCCCUGCUCUAAGUGAUUGUAUUUAUCGCUAUCCAUUUCACUUCAAACAAACCUGUGGGACAAACACCAUGAUUCCUUUCUUCACUAGAUCCUUUUCAUCAAAAGCUUCAGAGCGACCAAGACAAACAGGAUCAAAUAAGCAACCAGGACAAACUGGAUCUGAGUCUAAAAAAGAGAUAUCAACUGUGGAGGAUCCCUUUGAUGCUCCCACAUAUAAUAUCCCACAGAAGCCAGUGACAUUUGUAGAGGGGGCCUCCUACACUGCUAUCAUUCUUGCAGGGCUUGGAGUUGCAGCAGCAGCUGGAUAUGCUGUUUUCAAAGAGCUUAUCUUUCAACCCAAAGAGUACAAGGUCUUUAACAAGGCUUUGAAAAGGAUUCAGGAUGACAGCCAGGUUAGGGUGAGGAUUGGAUCCCCAAUUACUGGCUAUGGUCAAGAAAGUAGAAAUCGUGCUGCUCGCCAACGCAUUCCGAACAAGAUAUGGACUGAUGAAGAUGGUGUGGAGCAUGUAGAGGUUAAUUUUUAUAUACGCGGACCGCAUGGUGCGGGGAAAGUAUACUGUGAGAUGUUCAAGGACCAAGCAGACAAGCAGUGGAAGUAUACAUAUUUGAUUGUUGAGAUCAAAUCACCAAGCCCUUCACAAAUGAUUCUAGAGUCUUAUAUGCCGGCGUAUAACGUGGACAACAAGUAGUCAGAUUGUGACAAGAUUUAUCUCUGUACCCAAUAACAUGGAGAAGAUACCAACCUAGUCCUGUUGAUAGCCAUCCUUCUCAUUCUUAAUUUUCCUUUCAACUCUUUGGAAAGGGUUGAGUUUGAUUUUGAAGUCCAAAUUUUGAUUAUGACAAGAAGUCCACCAUUUACUGAGAGAGCAUUAUAUUUCGUCAGAUUUACUUGGAGUGGUUCAUAUAUUCUGUUGCAUAUGUAUCGAGUUAGGGUAAGAUUACUGUUUCAGGCUUAUCCAAAUAUGACAAUAACCUCGGGCAGACCGAGGUUGUUGGAAGGAAAAACAUGAAUCAUAGUAAAACCAUUUCUUUUGGUAUGAA